Megalopta genalis is the source of this 6008-nucleotide messenger RNA. Lineage: Eukaryota; Metazoa; Arthropoda; Insecta; Hymenoptera; Halictidae. The record is from RefSeq and is a predicted model, not a curated record.
ACUCGCGAUUCGCGUCCCCGGCCGUUCGCGAACGAAAGCGAUCAAAGUUUCCAUCGAAAUCGAAUAUUCCGAAAGUAAACCUUGUCUAGAAAACGCAGCGAUAAAAUGAUAAAAAUCGACCGCUGCCGCGUUCGCUUUCGACGUUCCUCCAACCGUGAUUGCUGAUCGGGCUCGGCGACACGGAUGUUCCUCUUUUUUCAAGGUAACGAGCGAAAUUCUAUUCCUUAUGUAUCUUUAACCAAGGCCUUCCUAAUGACCGCGUUUUUUCGCCCGCGGCGCCGUUUAUGGCCGCGCGGCUACCGUUUUCUUGGCCAAGACGAGUCCGCGGCCGCGGUCGCGGUCGCGUCCGGUAGCUUUCGAUGCACGUCAAUUAGUUGAUUUAUAAACGGGUCCGGCGAGAUGGUCUGCGUGGAAACGCGUGCGCGCGCGCCACUCGGGAGUUCGGCGUACCGCGUUCGCUUUGGCUCGGGGACCUCGUGCCGCGCCUUUUUCAGACGGAGACAGGGAUAGAAGCCCCCGAGGCGGCGCGACGCGACGCGACGACGGUUCACCGUGCUCGCGUCCGUAGCGCGUGCCAGCGUCGGCAUCUGCGCCUCUCCGCCAAUUAAAGCCUAGGGAAAUUCGCUUUCGUUGAGACGACGCGUGCCGCGUGGCUCGCGACGCGCGGGAAUGGUCCAUCGCGGGCCUGUGGGCGGUAUCGCGGCCGGCAGAGACGUUCGCGAGGCGCGAGCCCCGCGGAUGCGCGAGGGACGUUUCGGCUGUGCCGAGAUGCGGGUGGCGUGCAUAUUUAUACAUAUAUAUAUAUGGAGAAGCGCGACGGACGAUCGUCAGUGAUCCGUCCGCGGACAAGCGUGCCGUCGUCCUUCGAACCGCGCGAGAACGGCAGCGAUCGGAUCGAUUUCGAUCGUCGAUCUUUCGAUUGUUUCGUUUCGAAAUGCGUGACAACGUAGCGAGAUCGGUCGCGAUUCCGAAUCGUUCGAUAUCGUUCGAAUAACCUCGAUCGAUUUCCCCGAUCUUUCCUCGGAACGGUUCCUCCCCCUUUCGGCCGCGCGCGAGAUCGUUUCGGAGGAAACCCUGUUCGAGAGCAGCGUGCGAUGCGCCGAUUAUCCGACCACCGGGCAGAUCGAACGACUCUUUGAAUCGCUUACAGUUUAGAAAAAACUAACGGCGCCGGUACCACGUAUACGCUGUACGCGCGAAACGAUGUUGUCGGGUCCAGUUUAACGACGUCCCGGGCCCGGCCGGUACCAGUCGCUCCGGGGGAGCUUUAAAAGACCUCGCCGAUGAACGGCGGUCCCCAUAGUUGGAUCGGUGCGGUGAUCUAGCGGGACCUAGGGCGAUCGACGACAUGAGGAUCGCGCGUGUGAUCACGGUCUGUGCCGCGUUAACGUUGGCGUUUCAUCGCGCGGAAUCCGUGCAACCGGACAGACGGUUGGCGAAGAAGCACCGGGCGCAGCCGCCGCAGCCGCCGCAGCCGCCGCAGCCGCCGCAGCCGCCGCAGCCUCGGAGAGACGACGCAACGGACAUCGGCGAGAUCACGUUCACCACGCUGCAGCCGGAAACGCGGAACCCGAGCACCCGCUCCGGUGUCCACGGUGUUCCGAAGCAGGCGUUCGUAGACGCUCGGCCGGGUCGAUCGACGGUUUGGGUCCGUCGGGGCCGCUCGAGCGGCGGUCGCCGGCGAAGGCAGCUUCGGAAGAAUGCCGGCAACCUGAUCCGGGUGGGCCGAUCCUACGAAACGACCGGCGAGAAUCGCGUCGAUCAACAGGUGGAGAGCGUGCAGGGUCCGCCGGACGCGUUCGACGAAGGCACGGUGCACCUGGAGCCGGUCUACCGGGUGACCAAGAACAAGAACUUCGUCGACACGCUGCUGAACGUUCUCCGACGCCUGGUGCAUCCUGCGAAAUCGGUCGGCCCGCUCGUCGGCCCGUUCCACUUUCCCGGGAUCGGCGAGAAGGUCUACAUCAGACUUCUGGAAUCCGUGCAGCCCGACAAUCUGGUGAUCCGUUUCGUUUCGUCGUUGCCGGUGAACGAGAUCGAGACCACCUUCGACAAGAGCAUCCUGCCCCCCGAGGAGCUGUUCGAGCACUCGGCGGUCCUCGCGAUCGGCCGCGAGACCGACGACCGGCAUCGUCCGCAUCUCCAUCGUCAGGCCCAGCAGCAUCGUCGUCCGACGGUCCUCCCGGGGUCGAGCUCGGGCCAGGACUCGAGCAGCCACGCCGACGUUCCGAUCGUCGGCCACGAACCCCCGCCUCCGUCGACCGAUUCUCUACGAAACUCGUACGGACAGCGCGUCGAGCUCGACCACGGCGUGCCGGACGCGUUGCUCGCCGGCCGCGGAGCAGGAUCCGAACCGAGCACGGCCGACCGCGUCGAAGCUGCUGCAGCGAGCCGAGUCAACGCGGCCCACGUUUCGAGGACGUACAAGGUGAAUCUAAAGAACGGCGAGCCGAUCGCUGUUCAGAGGAUCGUUCGGCACGGGAAGGCGGUGGCCCAACCCGGUUCCGACGAACAACAGCAAAAUUCGCCUCCUCGUCGGGCAAACGGCUACCGGGACUCGACGGUUGCCGGUCCCUACCGAUUCCCUCGGGGAAAUCGAACAACCGCGACGGCGACGGCGACGGCGACGAGCGCAGGAAUCGGCAACAACCAGGAAUCUCGUUCUCCCGAAUCGGAGGGCGCGUCCGGUUCGGCCUUUCAGAGAGUCGAAUGGGAUCCGAUCGUCCCCGGAUCCCAGCCCUCGAUCUGGGAGCAGUUGCGCUCGAACAAUUUCUCCGGACCCGAGGAGAACGGUCCCCGGUACAGCAUUCAGUUUUUCAGCAAGAAGAUGAGAUACCUGAAUCUGGACGGCAGCGUGGACUCGCCUCGGGAGCCACCCGGCAAGGAAGAACGCUUCGAGCGGUUCGAACCGUCGAACGCGAAAACGUCGGGGUCCGUCGCCUACUGGGAAGCGCUGAAAAAUGGAAAUGCUAGGAACAAGAGGGGCCACGAACGGACGGCGACCACGGGAAAGGGUUUCGAAGACAGAAGCGACGACGGCGAGGUCGGAGAGAGAGACGAACGCGCGAAGAAGGACGCCGGGACCGAGGUCCCGACCGAUACCCCGACCGAGACUCCGACCGAGACCCCGACCGAGACCCCGCCGCAGCCGCCGCAGCCGCCGCAGCCGCCGCAGCCUCGGAGAGACGACGCAACGGACAUCGGCGAGAUCACGUUCACCACGCUGCAGCCGGAAACGCGGAACCCGAGCACCCGCUCCGGUGUCCACGGUGUUCCGAAGCAGGCGUUCGUAGACGCUCGGCCGGGUCGAUCGACGGUUUGGGUCCGUCGGGGCCGCUCGAGCGGCGGUCGCCGGCGAAGGCAGCUUCGGAAGAAUGCCGGCAACCUGAUCCGGGUGGGCCGAUCCUACGAAACGACCGGCGAGAAUCGCGUCGAUCAACAGGUGGAGAGCGUGCAGGGUCCGCCGGACGCGUUCGACGAAGGCACGGUGCACCUGGAGCCGGUCUACCGGGUGACCAAGAACAAGAACUUCGUCGACACGCUGCUGAACGUUCUCCGACGCCUGGUGCAUCCUGCGAAAUCGGUCGGCCCGCUCGUCGGCCCGUUCCACUUUCCCGGGAUCGGCGAGAAGGUCUACAUCAGACUUCUGGAAUCCGUGCAGCCCGACAAUCUGGUGAUCCGUUUCGUUUCGUCGUUGCCGGUGAACGAGAUCGAGACCACCUUCGACAAGAGCAUCCUGCCCCCCGAGGAGCUGUUCGAGCACUCGGCGGUCCUCGCGAUCGGCCGCGAGACCGACGACCGGCAUCGUCCGCAUCUCCAUCGUCAGGCCCAGCAGCAUCGUCGUCCGACGGUCCUCCCGGGGUCGAGCUCGGGCCAGGACUCGAGCAGCCACGCCGACGUUCCGAUCGUCGGCCACGAACCCCCGCCUCCGUCGACCGAUUCUCUACGAAACUCGUACGGACAGCGCGUCGAGCUCGACCACGGCGUGCCGGACGCGUUGCUCGCCGGCCGCGGAGCAGGAUCCGAACCGAGCACGGCCGACCGCGUCGAAGCUGCUGCAGCGAGCCGAGUCAACGCGGCCCACGUUUCGAGGACGUACAAGGUGAAUCUAAAGAACGGCGAGCCGAUCGCUGUUCAGAGGAUCGUUCGGCACGGGAAGGCGGUGGCCCAACCCGGUUCCGACGAACAACAGCAAAAUUCGCCUCCUCGUCGGGCAAACGGCUACCGGGACUCGACGGUUGCCGGUCCCUACCGAUUCCCUCGGGGAAAUCGAACAACCGCGACGGCGACGGCGACGGCGACGAGCGCAGGAAUCGGCAACAACCAGGAAUCUCGUUCUCCCGAAUCGGAGGGCGCGUCCGGUUCGGCCUUUCAGAGAGUCGAAUGGGAUCCGAUCGUCCCCGGAUCCCAGCCCUCGAUCUGGGAGCAGUUGCGCUCGAACAAUUUCUCCGGACCCGAGGAGAACGGUCCCCGGUACAGCAUUCAGUUUUUCAGCAAGAAGAUGAGAUACCUGAAUCUGGACGGCAGCGUGGACUCGCCUCGGGAGCCACCCGGCAAGGAAGAACGCUUCGAGCGGUUCGAACCGUCGAACGCGAAAACGUCGGGGUCCGUCGCCUACUGGGAAGCGCUGAAAAAUGGAAAUGCUAGGAACAAGAGGGGCCACGAACGGACGGCGACCACGGGAAAGGGUUUCGAAGACAGAAGCGACGACGGCGAGGUCGGAGAGAGAGACGAACGCGCGAAGAAGGACGCCGGGACCGAGGUCCCGACCGAUACCCCGACCGAGACUCCGACCGAGACCCCGACCGAGACCGAGACCGAGACCGAGACCGAGAACGAAAGCGGUCCGCGGCUCGGCGGAACAACGGCCGCGAGAUCGAGAUAACCUUCGGUCUCGAUAUUUUCAUCGCCGAACGAACGCGGCCGGCUCUCUUCUUUCUUAAUAAUGUAUUUGGGAGCGAAGUCGGCCCGCUUCGGCUCGCGAGCUCCGUUCGCGUCGAGCCGCGAUUCCGCGUCGAAAACUGCGUCGGAAGACGGAGUCGAGGCUGCGCGGCACGAGCACGGUCGCGACAACGCGGUUCGCCGGCUGUAAUUUUUCGAAACGGUCUUUCUUCUUUUCUCGUUCCGGGAAAGCGACGUUUUCCAUUCUCCUUCCACGAUAGAUUCGUCGGCUGGCACACCGUAACGUAUAACCGUUUCGAUCGUUGUCGUCGCAUCGACCGAAAGCCGCGCGGAAUCUUCUCUCGAACGAUAAUCUUAAGUUUCGCCGAUGUCGGUAUCGAAGCCGAGAUCGAUCGCGAGAGAAAAACCGACCAGCGACUGGAAACCGUUGUUCGAUAAUCUUCUUUCGAACGAACCCCGAAGGGACUGGCGCUCGCAACGAACGCUUCUCGCCGUUCACGGGCCGAAACGCGUUCGCGCUAAUCGCGGCUUCGACGACGCGCGUUCCUUUUUCAAGGUCUUUUCGAGCAUUUUCGAAGCAACGAAUUAUUCGAUUGCGCAACGAACGACGAACCGCCGCUUUCGCCGUAACUAUUUAACGAGAUAUCGUCGAGAAUGAUAAUUUUAUGCUUUCGUGGACAAGCGUAACGGCCGUUGCAUAGCUGAAAUUGAUCGGGGCAUCGUAGCAUUCGAUAAUUAAGAAGGAACGUAAUUGGUUUAACGAGCGACCGAAAGUAGCCGACGAACUUGGUCGACUUUUCUCUCCGACGCCUUCUCGCCUUCGCCUCGGAGAAGAUCGCGCUUCGCCGAGCGUCGAAAUCGCUGCGCGAACGGUGGACAGCGGACAGCGGACAGCGGACAGCGGACAGCGGACAGCGAAUAGCGCUUCCGACCUCGCGUUCGAAUCGUUCGAGCAUCGGCCGGGAUCGGGAUAUCUGGAGGCCGCUCCGGUCCGUCCGCGUCUUCGUUUCGUAGAACGUGGAAUCUCGACGAGAACGUUGUAUUCGAAGAUUCUGCGUCUCAUUGUUUCUAUGAAUAUUAAACUAUCGAACUUUCUAUGCAAGAAA